Messenger RNA from Penicillium manginii, 297 nucleotides. RefSeq lists its product as uncharacterized. NCBI's taxonomy places the organism in Eukaryota, Fungi, Ascomycota, Eurotiomycetes, Eurotiales, Aspergillaceae. The transcript has a single exon. The coding region runs from base 1 to 297 and encodes 98 amino acids. The record is from RefSeq and is a predicted model, not a curated record.
AUGACAAACUGCCCUUCAACUAAGCUGGAUUUGGAGAAAAUCACACCUCGUUGCCGCGAGGACCGUGUCGACCACCUGUGGACCCAAAUUUUGGGUUAUUACCUCCAAGUCGAUGACUGGUUUGUAAUCGAACGUGAGAUUUAUACCACCGAAACUGAGCGUGAUCGAGUGGAUCUUAUUGUGACAUCUGUGCACAAAGAAGAGAUAUACAAGACCUUGUUCCUGGAAGCCAAACGGUCCCCAUCAUCGCGAAACAUCUUUUAUCCACUGCCUUAUAUACAUGGUUGGGCUGCCUGA